Messenger RNA from Aspergillus ochraceoroseus IBT 24754, 1599 nucleotides. RefSeq lists its product as uncharacterized. Lineage: Eukaryota; Fungi; Ascomycota; Eurotiomycetes; Eurotiales; Aspergillaceae. Gene Ontology annotation, molecular function: DNA binding. Gene Ontology annotation, cellular component: nucleus. The record is from RefSeq and is a predicted model, not a curated record. The transcript is spliced from 3 exons. Bases 1 to 1599 code for a protein of 532 amino acids.
AUGGAUGCAGAGACUCCCCAUUCGCAAGAUAAUGACUUUCCGCAAUCGCCCUGGGUCGACUUGAGCGGGUUUCACCCUUCCCAACAGUCUCCACCAAUGGAUUAUCAUGGAUUCGAAUAUGGGGUACUUCCAAUAGACCCUUCCUACGGCGUGACAAUACCACCUCCUUAUACAUCGAUGCCGUUGACAUUACCUUCCAGCACUUGGCCAAGUAUGCUUGCCACGACUCAGCCGCCGUUCCCGCCGGAGGCUCAGUUGGUUCCAAUCCCUAUUGCUCCCUCUGUAUCACCAAUUACACCUAUUCCACCCCCCAGAAAGUCAUCUGCGAGUAGUUCAACGCCACGGAGGACGCUCACGGACGAAGAUCGCCGGCGUAUGUGCCUUUAUCAUGAAGAAAACAAGACAGCCAAACAAACUGAUAUUGGAGCGCUUUUUGGAGUAGAAAGAAGUACGGUUUCGAAAGUCCUACGGCAAAAGGAAAAGUAUCUCAACCCUGAUGAUGGGAGUCGAUCUCCUAUCAAAAGGGCCAAAGGCCGUGUUCCUGAUAUUGAAAAGGCUCUAUCCAACUGGGUAAGGAAUUACCAGCGCCAUGGCCAUCCUUUAACCGAUGAAAUGAUCCGGGAGAAGGCUCUCUUCUUUGCUAGUACUUGUGGUAGCCCGGAUGGAAAGGAGAAAGUGCUCAGCAACAGCUGGCUGGAAAAGUUCAAGCAAAAGAAUGGUUUAUUAGGCUCUAAGUCCCGAAAGGGUUCCUUCAGCGCAAAGAGUGACUCGGAAAGUCCGACUGGCUUGACCAUCAACCCGGCACUGGCAUCCGCUCUACAUUCUCCAACUAUCCUUUCGCCUACCUCACCCACUGGGUUUAUUACGCCAUCGCCAUUAUCACCCGCACAAAGCCAGGAGAAUAUCAGAGCGAGUAUCAUCCAUGCUCUUCCGGAUUUGUCAAUUGACUAUCAAAAUACACAUUCCAGAAGCACGACCUCUCUUGACACCGCGUUGUCGAUGUCCGCUGGCGUCACUAGCCCUCUGACUGAAAGCCCAUUCACCCCGACAAGUCAAUCCCGCAAUUCGUCCACAGAUGGCAAUUCCAGCAGGCCACGAAGUCAAACAUUCCCCCUCGCUAGCGCGGACCCCAGUUUGAUCUCUACGGAUGAGCCUUCCGACCAAAUGUCUGUAAAGGACUCUAUUCGCGCAUUUUCCAUGGGAAUGGAUGGGGAGGAGCACGAUCUUAAAGGUGGUCUCAAUAUCGAUACGUCCGCGGGCACGAUCAAGCGAAAUCGAAGCAAUCCCGAGAUCCGGGCGAAAACUGUCUACCCCCCAUCAUUCUCCAAGUCCACAACGGUAUCUCCGAUUAGCUCCCCGGGUUCACCAACUCAGGAUGAAGCUCGAAAGGCUUUGGAGCUGGUGAUGAGUUACUUUGAGCAGCAGCCAUCCGGGCUAGUUGCACAGGACUAUGUGACCAUUGGCAAAUUGAUGGAACGACUUGAGCUCGCCAAAGCCCAGCAACCGAACACACUUCCGGGCGGUCUCACUCGGAUUGAUGAGCACGAUGACGCUGUACCUCUUAUCGCUAAGAAACAAAGUAUUCAUGGCCUGGGUUAA